CCUGAAUCUUCCACUACAUCCGGUCUCUGCGUAGCUUCUUCCUGUUAGCUAGCGCUGUUCUCUCAUGUUGCCUUGCUAAGCGCUCUGUUACAAUAAUUAAACUUUUACAGUUGUGUAAGAUAAAAUAAGCAAACAUGGCAGACGCCAUUCAGAAGAAAUUAAAAGCGGAAGUAGAAAAGUAUGCACAAAUGCAGAAAGAUGUUAGCAAGAACAUGUCAGCCAGACAGAAACUGGAGACGCAGCUGACAGAGAACAACAUUGUUAAAGAGGAGCUGGAUCUGCUCGACAGCUCAAACACCAUCUAUAAACUUAUCGGUCCUGUUUUAGUGAAACAAGAUCUGGAUGAGGCCAAAGCCACCGUGGCUAAAAGACUGGAGUACAUCAACGGGGAAGUUCAGAGGUACGAGACGCUGCUGAAGGACAUGGAGAAGAAAUCCGAACAGCACAGAGAACUUCUGACCGUCUUACAGCAGGAGCUGCAGAAAGCUCAAGGCCUCACUCCUGGGAAAUUAUGAUCACACACACACACACACACACACACAGCAGAGUGGGUAAUGAUGUAAUGUUAACCUGCAGCUCCGAGCACAUCUGCUCGUCCUUCUUAUGGUGGCUUUUCUGUUAAUAAACGUCUUUUUUUUCAUGAAAUAA
Molecule: messenger RNA, 648 nt
Organism: Nothobranchius furzeri (turquoise killifish)
Lineage: Eukaryota; Metazoa; Chordata; Actinopteri; Cyprinodontiformes; Nothobranchiidae
Gene: pfdn6
Product: prefoldin subunit 6
Biological process (GO): chaperone-mediated protein complex assembly; protein folding
Cellular component (GO): cytoplasm; prefoldin complex
Molecular function (GO): protein-folding chaperone binding
Source: RefSeq, a predicted model, not a curated record